AUGCUGUCCCUACUGGGCCUCUUCAUCGGCGCAGCUGCGGCUGUGCCUUUCGAGCAACAACCGCUAGCCCCGUCGGAUGGCACGGCCGUCAUUCACGAUUUGGCACCCCAAACGCCGUUGGGCGCAUUGUCGGGCGCCUCGUCCCAGGGCCUGCGCGGUCGCUUUCUACACAUUACCGAUUUCCACCCCGACCGGUACUACAAGGCCGGCUCCUCACUCGAAGAUGACUCGUGCCACCACGGAAAAGGCGAGGCCGGAUACUUUGGGCAGGAGGGCUCGCAGUGCGACUCGCCCCUCACGCUGGUGAACGAGACUUUCCGCUGGAUCGAGGAAAACAUCAAGGAUGACAUCGACUUCGUGAUCUGGACCGGCGAUUCAGUCCGCCACGACAAUGACGAGGAGAUUCCGCGGAACUUGGAUGAGAUCGUCGAGAUGAACCAGUACAUGGCCCAGAAAUGGAUCGAUUUAUUCGGCACGCGCAAACCUUCCCAUUCCAACGGCGUCGCGCAACUCUCCGUCCCCGUCGUCCCCACCUUCGGCAACAACGAUAUCCUCCCACAUAACAUCUUUCGCACUGGCCCGAACCGGUGGACCAAAAAAUUUGCCAAUGUCUGGAAUGCUUUUAUACCCGAGGACCAGCGUCACAGUUUCGUCGAAGGUGGCUGGUUCAUCAGCGAGGUGAUACCGGGCAAGUUGGCCGUCAUCAGCCUCAACACCAUGUACUUUUAUGAGUCGAACAGUGCCGUGGACGGGUGCAAGGCCAAAUCGGAACCAGGCUAUGAACACAUGGAGUGGUUGCGCGUGCAGUUGCAGAUUCUGCGCAGUCGGGGUAUGAAGGCCAUCAUCAUGGGUCACGUUGCGCCUGCGCGCUCGGAGGAAAAGACCAACUGGGACGAGACUUGCUGGCAAAAGUAUACGUUCUGGAUGGAUCGGUAUCGCGAUAUCGUCGUGGCCAGCCUCUACGGGCACAUGAAUGUUGAUCAUUUCAUGUUGCAAGACAGCCACGACGCGGACGUCGAUGAGCUGUCCAAGACAUCUGGCGGUGGCACCGUCUCGGCCAUGUCGAAGACGAACUAUCUGGGCUCGCUGCGAAAGCAGUGGGCGGACCUGCCCACUCCGCCCAAGGGAUUCUUCGAGCGCCUAGACAGUCUGACCGAGACGCAGGGCAAGAAGGAGAAGAAACGCGAGAAGAAAAUGCGCAAGUACUUGAAGAAGAUUGGAGGUCAGUGGGCCGAGCGCUACAGUGUGUCAUUGGUCUCGCCCAGUUUGGUGCCGAAUUACUUCCCGACCUUGCGCAUGAUCGAGUACAACCUCACCGGGUUGGAACAGGUUGGUCUUGAAUCUGUAGAGGGGCAGACGGACCUGCCUUCCGACUCUGAAGUCUACGUUUCUCCCGCGGCGGACGCCCAGGUGAAGAGAAAGAAGAACAAAAAGGGCAAGAAGAAGAAGAAGGGCCCCAGCUUCGAACUGCCCCGGCCGCCAUCCUCAACGGCGCCUCCGGGCCCCGCAUACUCGAACCAGGCCCUGUCCCUGCUGGGUUACACCCAGUACUUCGCCAACCUGACCCGCAUCGAUGAAGAGAUGCAGUGUAACAAAAACGAAGACCCGCGUGUCGAGUUCGAAGUGGAAUAUACCACCAGUGACGAGGUCUACGGACUGAAAGACCUGACAGUUCGGAGCUUCCUCGAGCUCGCCAUCCGCAUCGGCCAAGACGGCGACAUUUCGAAUAAGAAAAAGGUCAAGGUCAACGAGGCGUGGCGGGCGUUCGUCGAGCGGGCGUUCGCCGGGUAUGUCGACGUGGAUGAACUGGACGAGAUGAACUUGGUCCAUUAA
Molecule: messenger RNA, 1833 nt
Organism: Penicillium argentinense
Lineage: Eukaryota; Fungi; Ascomycota; Eurotiomycetes; Eurotiales; Aspergillaceae
Product: endopolyphosphatase
Exons: 2
Coding region: 1-1833 (610 amino acids)
Biological process (GO): polyphosphate catabolic process
Cellular component (GO): fungal-type vacuole; membrane
Molecular function (GO): exopolyphosphatase activity; endopolyphosphatase activity
Source: RefSeq, a predicted model, not a curated record